GACAAGAUGGCGGCCAAAAACGUUGUCAGAUGUGCAAAUUUAUUACGAUCAUCUUUGACUCGAAACUUAAGGAAAACUUCAAUAGCAGGGUUGAGUGUUGCUGCGAAAAAUCACAAGUAUCAAGGUGCCAAUAGCAGUGUGCUUGCAAGAAGUAACCUUGUUAAAAAUAGCUUCACAAUGUACACAACGUCUACUGCAGCAGUAACUCCAUUUUCAGCAAUAAACCCUGUAGGUCUGCUUGGAAAUGUUGAUAUCCGUAGUCUUUGUUCAGGAUCAAGUUCCCUGACAGAAGCUAGUGGAGAAGAUGAUGAUGAACAAAAUUGUCCACCUUAUUCAUCAGAUGUCAUAAAAGAUGUGCAAGAUGAAAUGUUAAAGGGGGAAUCAAGUGGUCAGAUAUUUGCUGUGGUUCAUAUAGGUGGGAGCCAAUUUAAGAUCACUGUGAAUGACACUAUAAUUAUCAACAGGAUUGAUGCAGAAACUGGAGAUAGAAUACAUAUUGAAAAGGUUUUGUUAGUUGGUGGAGAAAAUUUUACUGUGAUAGGAACCCCAUUACUUGUACGAGACCUUGUGAAGAUUGAAGCAACAGUGUUGGAAAAAACCAAGGGACCUAAGAAGAUUGUGUUUAAAAUGAAACGGAGAAAGGGUUAUAGGAGAUGGAAAGAACACUUUCAAGAUCUUACGGUGCUAAGAAUAAACAGCAUUCAAGUGCAGCCUUCACUUUUAUCGUCUGCUCAGUAAACGCUCUGCCAUUCAGUUGUUAUCUCAUGAAAGCAAGAUUUUAACAAGUUAUCACGAGCAAAGCAUGGGAUUAUCUCCAUCUUCAAGUCCGUGCAUCUAACAGAACUUUAGCUUGUGAUUUUUUUUUUCGAAAAUAAAGUAAAACAAGAGGAAUGAUCCAUUGUCAACAAUGGGUAAUCUUUGUUCAACCGUUCAGUUUUCGACAACUUUGUUACUAGCUUGAAAUAUAGUGUCUCAGGCUAUGUGGUCAAAAGCUACUAAGAAUGUUUGAAGAACGGUGUUGAAGAGAUCGACCGUUCCAGUUUCCUUUUUCCUUGCUCUGCUUAUCUUGUGACCCAUUUAACUUCUAAGAGUGACUAGCAUGUAUUUUCUCCUUACGUUAUGACCCCUGAAUCAAACGUUAAGGUCACGAGAAUAAUGGAAAUGAUCACCAAUCUUUUAAGAA
This is a messenger RNA of Stylophora pistillata, 1183 nucleotides long. RefSeq names its product large ribosomal subunit protein bL21m. Gene Ontology annotation, cellular component: ribosome; mitochondrial large ribosomal subunit. The record is from RefSeq and is a predicted model, not a curated record. NCBI's taxonomy places the organism in Eukaryota, Metazoa, Cnidaria, Anthozoa, Scleractinia, Pocilloporidae. Gene Ontology annotation, molecular function: RNA binding; structural constituent of ribosome. Gene Ontology annotation, biological process: translation.